Amblyraja radiata (thorny skate) is the source of this 3432-nucleotide messenger RNA. RefSeq names its product inter-alpha-trypsin inhibitor heavy chain 5 (gene itih5). NCBI's taxonomy places the organism in Eukaryota, Metazoa, Chordata, Chondrichthyes, Rajiformes, Rajidae. Gene Ontology annotation, molecular function: serine-type endopeptidase inhibitor activity. Gene Ontology annotation, biological process: hyaluronan metabolic process. The record is from RefSeq and is a predicted model, not a curated record.
AGAGGGUUGAGAAGGAGAGAGCUGGGAGCAGGCGAGGUUAUGCCAAGAUCCAGCCCAGCCCAGAGCUAGUGUGUUGUACACAGCGCUGCCGGACCUCGCUCACGCCGGUCAGUCUCAGACCGCGGGCCACCUCCACACAGCUGAACAUGGGCGCUCUCCUCUUACUGGCGACCUACUACCUGACCCUUGGGACUGGAGGUGCUCACGCCGACAUGGACUAUAACGCGAUCUCCCUGCCUCAACCUGAAGGCCAGCAACGUCCAGCAAGACAGGCGAUUAUUUUGCCCAGACCGGACAGUAAACCUCACAUGACGGACUUCAUCGUCAAAUCCACCAUCUUCUCUCGCUACGCGUUCACGGCCGUUUCAUGUACCAUGGUCAACCGCGCUCUGCGGGCCAAAGAUGCCGUCUUCAAGAUGCAGUUCCCAGCCUCUGCCUUCAUCUCCAACUUCACCAUGAUUAUUGGCAAUAAAGUGCAUCAGAGCGAAGUUUCAGGAAAAGCAAUGAAAUCGAAAGGGAAAGAAUAUUCUGGGAAAAAUGGAGAGAGUGAGGUGGAGGUCUUCACCGUGAUCGCAAAUCUGCCCGGCAGGACCAAGGUUUUGUUCCUUUUGACGUACGAGGAGCUGCUGGAGAGGCGUCUGGGAAAAUACACACACGCCAUCAGUGUUCGCCCAAAUCAAAUCAUUCCGAAGCUUCUGGUGGAGAUCCACUUGACCGAGAAUUCCGGGAUCACCUUCCUGGAGGUCGCCCCUCUGAGGGACAACAAUCACAGCGCCACAGGUCCACCUCCUCCAUCCACCAAGAUCAACAGAGACAAGACAUCAGCCCAUGUCAAGUUUAGACCGACCGUCAAACAGCAAGUUGGCAUUGCUGAGAAUGGAGCUCUGGGAGACUUCAUUCUUAGAUACGAUGUCAACAGGGAACUAGGCGCUGGCGAAAUACAGGUUCAGAAUGGGUAUUUUGUUCAUUAUUUUGCUCCAAAGGAUCUUCCCGCUGUGCCAAAGAAUGUGGUGUUUGUGAUCGACACAAGUGCCUCGAUGCGUGGACACAAGAUAAAACAGACUAAAGAUGCCCUCUUCACCAUCCUCAAUGACCUUCGACCUAUUGACCACUUCAACAUCAUCAACUUCUCCGGCCGUGUCAAGGUGUGGAAACAUGGUGGCCUGGUGCCAGUGACCCGAGACACCCUCCAAGAUGCCAGGAAGUACAUCUACCUCAUGUCACCUUCGGGAGGUACCAAUAUAAACGACGCGAUUGAGACGGGCUCAGAGUUGCUGAAGGGCUACAUCGGCCGGCAGGAUAAAACUCUUCGGAGAGUUUCUUUGAUCAUCUUCGUGACGGACGGCCGGCCGACCAUCUCGGUGGUCCAGCCUCGCCAGAUCUUGAGCAACACCAGGAAGGCCAUCGAGAAGCGGUUCUGCCUCUUCACGCUGGGGAUCGGGAGGGAUGUGGACUACCGGCUCCUGGAGCGCAUGGCUCUGGAUAACUGCGGGGCCAUGCGGCGUAUCAGGGAAGAUUCGGACGCCGGGGCCCAGCUGAAAGGCUUCUUCGACGAGAUCGGGACCCCGCUGCUCUCGGACAUCCGGGUGGACUACUCGGAAGAUGCGGUGGAGUACGUGACGCGGAGGUCCUUCCCCAACUACUUCAACGGCUCCGAGCUGGUGGUGGCGGGCAAGCUGGCCAAGGGCGCGGUCAACAACAGCAGCAGCAGCAACCUGCACGUGGCGGUCAGGGCCAGCAGCAGCGACAAGCAGCUCACGUUGGAGGCCGACGUGGCCAUCGGCGGCAGUCCCAGCACGGAGCAGGACAAGCACGGCCACUCCGACAUGAUCCAGAGAGCUUGGAGCUUCCUCACCAUCAAGGAACUGCUGCGGUCCCGCAUACAGAGCGACAGCAACAGCGACAAGGACACUCUGGCGGGCAAAGCCAGGAACCUCUCGCUGGAGUACAACUUCCUCACCCCCCUCACUUCCAUCAGGGUGGCGGGGACGGAGCAGGGCGCCGGCGCUGGCGAGGAGAAUCUCGCCGCGCAAGACCAGCGAAUGCAGAGUUUACACAGCAACAGUAAACCAGGCCGCAACUCCUUCGGCAAGAACAAGAAGACAGUGGUGGUUUCAAAAACAUCAGCUGAUGGUGACCCGCAUUUUAUCGCUGACUUCCCCUUGAGCAAGUUGUCCGUGUGUUUUAACAUCGACGGUCAGCCGGGGGAUGUACUUAGACUGGUGUCUGACCACGAGAACUCAGGUGUGACUGUAAAUGGACAACUGACCGGAGCUCCGGCCCCACCUGGUGGCCACAAGAAACAACGCACCUACUUCAGCGCCAUCACCAUAAUCGUCAGUAAACCGUCCCGGUCCUACAUCGAGAUCACUGCCCACAGGGUGAUCCUGGACGGCCGGGACAGGUUCGUCCUCUCGUGCGACAGGAGCAUCGAGGUGCAGAGCGACGGGCUGCUGGUGGCCAUCUCCGCCAGGUCCCAGGUCGCCGUGACCAUACAAGGUCACAUCUCCUUUGUCUUCCUCCUCCAUCAGUACAAAAACCCUGCUCCCUUUCAGAGGGAUCACCUCGGUUUCUACAUCCUCAACAGCCAAGGGCUAUCCUCCAGCGCCCAUGGUCUUUUGGGCCAAUUCCUACACAGCCGCGUCCAAAUCGUCGAGCUGUUCGCAAACGCAUCCGGCUCCGCUGGCCAGCGAGAUCGUGCCGCAGCCGGUGCCGACGGGGGUGUGGGGAUCGCAGGGACGGCAGCCUCACUCAGCAUCAAGGAUCGACUGGUGCCCGUGGUGUGGAAACAGCGCUGGAUUUACAACGGGAUGCACCAGGUGGACUGUUGGUUCGCUAAGAACAACGCUGCCCGCUUGAUCGACGGGUCGUACAAAGACUACCUCGCCUCGCAUCUCUUUGACACGACCACGUCCAACGCCAACCAACUCUAGCUUAAGCGCGCCUGGAUGGGCGCGUUAAGUCACCACUCUCUUGCUCAGGGCGUGUGAUAUUUCGUUGGCUUUUCACACAAAAAAUCUCAAAGCACGGUGCUCCGUUUCCUUGGUUACCGCAAAAGAUGUUCUGACAUUUCCUUAAAAUCUCAGCCUCCAGCCAAGCUUUUGUUAAGGUCCAGAAUAUUUAUCCCAUUCCCAAGCGAGCAGGCUGCUUUUCUCUGUGUUGGCCCCAUUAAAGGAAUUUGCAAUGAGGUCUCCGCCAAGAAACUGGCUUCCCUUUUGUAAUGAGAGUAUGGCGUGCGAUACGGUUUACACACGGCACUUAGACUGGGCAAGAUCUACCCUCAAUGAUCAUUUCCUAAACUUCUAGGAUAGAUUUAGCGCAGUUGAUAAAUUUGGGGGAGUCUGCAUCCUGGGGGCAUGAACAUUGAAUUCUCCCAAUUAUGUUGGCCCUUGCUGUCUCCUCCCCUUCCUAUCUCUCCCUCAGCCCUCGGCC